This is a messenger RNA of Pimephales promelas (fathead minnow), 1169 nucleotides long. RefSeq names its product endonuclease domain-containing 1 protein. The record is from RefSeq and is a predicted model, not a curated record. Gene Ontology annotation, molecular function: metal ion binding; nucleic acid binding; hydrolase activity. NCBI's taxonomy places the organism in Eukaryota, Metazoa, Chordata, Actinopteri, Cypriniformes, Leuciscidae.
GAACUGCACUGGACUUUUGGAAAAGAGAAGUGGUUUUAGGAAUGGUUUUGGUUCCUUUCUAUUAUAGCUGAAUUGCUGAAAAUGAAAUGGUUGAGAAUGCAUGUUCUCAAAAUGCAGAGGGUAUAUAAAUGUAAGUAAAGUGAGGGAAUUAUAGACGAAGAGGAAGAGGACUGAAAACAAGGUUCAUGUGAAAACAUCUAUUAGUGAGAGAUCUCGAUAAUUCAUCAUCUCAUCCUCUUCAUCAUGGCGCUGCUUCUUCAUGUGCUGAUGCUGGUUCUUCUCUCCGGUGGUUCAGCCGAAGUUGUGGAGAAUUUCGAGUGGGAGUGUGGUCAAUUUUUUGCAAAUCGAAAAUCACCAACAAUAUUUUCUGGACCACAGUACAAGCAGAUCUGCCAAACUCUAAAUGGUGUUCCUUAUUAUGCCACAUAUUAUGAUACUGGCAACAAGAUCCCAGUGUACUCAGCCUACAGGUUCAGAGGGCUACAGAGCUGCAAAAGAAAAAACUGGUACAUUGAACCUCAACUUGAUGAUACGAACGCGGUGUCAAACAUGUCAUCUGAGGGGUCUGUGGAUAUAAACCUACGCGGAGUCCAUCAAGCUCUCAGUGAAGACUACAAGAAAUCUGGGUACCACAAAGGUCAUCUGGCUCCGGUCUACCAGGCAGGAUCACAGAGCUGUGCUGACGCCACCUUCACUCUCACUAAUGCUGCUCCACAAGACCGCUUUUUUAACAACGGCAAAUGGAAGAGUUUAGAAAGAAAAAUCGCUAAUGAUCUUGUCAAACAAUGUCUUAAUCUUGAAUAUUCUGUUUUCAUUGUAACAGGGGUGGUUCCAGGAACAGGGACACUGAAAAACGAAAACAGAGUGAAAGUGCCUAGUCAUUUCUGGACUGCAUACUGCUGCUUAGACAACAAUAACAAAUGUCAAACCUCACGAGGAUAUAUUGGAGAGAACAAGAACGAAACUCCCCUAAAUAUGACUGUGAAAGAAUUAGAGACAUACUUGGCAACACUUUAUGAAGUCAGAUCUUUUGAGGUGUUUCCUACUCCCGCAUAUAUUGUGGAAAUUGACCAGUAUCGUGCAUAUUACUAGGUGGUUUGUCAUGUGUUUCUAUUGAACCUAUUCAAUGAGUACACUCUAAAAAAAAUGCUGGGUUGAUUUAACCCAAU